AUGCUUCUCCGCUUAUCACUCUGUGUCGGAGCACUGUUCACCCUAGUGACAGCAAAUGGAUCGAUCCCGAAUGUCACCAUUACCAACUCUUCCUCGUCGAUCUACCAACUAAGCAGUGACCCUGAGUUUGCUUUCGUGCUGGAGACCUUUCUCUCUCUCAGCAAUGGCGGCGGUGCUGCUACGGGCGAGGUCCUUCGCGCAGCCUCCCAGAUCAAGCCGGGCGACAUGGAAAGCUUCUAUAAGGAGUUCAAGUUCCUGGCAGACCAAAUCGCCGACCAGGCUACGUCAGUGAACGCCACCAGGUUUCCCGUCUCGGCUCGUGAGGCGCAUUUCCGUGCGUCGACCUACUAUCGCGCAGCGGACUUCUUCCUGCACGGAAAUGCUUCCGAUCCCCGCAUUCAAACUCUCUGGUCUUCCGUGCUGGACCACUAUGACACCGCAGUGAAGCUGCUGCCUGAGCCGCCGCAGCAGGUAGAGCUCGACGGGGGCCGGUUCAAGAUUCCCGUGUAUUUCUAUUCGGCCCCGAAGUCAUCUCAGGCCAAUGUGACGAGCAUUAAAGGCAACCGACUUCCCACUAUCCUGGUCGGCUCUGGGUUCGAUGCAGCUCAGCAAGACUCCUACCAUCAGAUUGGCAAGGAGGUCCUCGCACGCGGGUGGAACUUCGUCACCUACGAGGGGCCCGGACAGCCCACAGUACGACGUGACUCUAACAUUGGCUUCAUCCCCGACUGGUGGAGUGCGGUCACUCCCGUCGUUGACUGGUUAAGAACUCGUGAUGACGUGGACGCAGACCGGAUCGCGUUGGCAGGCGUUUCGUUCGGUGGCCAGUUAGCCCCUUUGGCAGCCACCCGUGAACACCGUCUUGCUGCUGUCCUUGCAAUCGAUGGAAUGCUUGAUCUUCAGGAGUCAACUUUGCAGAAAUUCCCACAGCAGGUGCGUCAACUGUAUCGGAGUGGAAAUGCGACCGCCUUUGAUGCGGUGAUCUGGGAGGCAUACAAGAAACUAAGCAACACACAACUGAAAUGGGGCCUUGAUCAGGGACUAUGGUCCUUCAAUACAACUAGCCCUUUCGAAUGGAUCACCAAAAUGGGCGAAAUGGCUCUCAACCAGUCGAUGCUGGAUAAAAUCACCUGUCCGGUGUUUGUUGCAUCGGGCGAGGACGACGGUCUCGCCCCCGGUCAGCCGGAAAGGAUGGCGCGGAUGCUUGGAGACAAGGCUCAUUAUCAUCUUUUCAAAACCAAUGUCGGUGCGGGAGAGCAUUGUGCCAUUGGGGCUGAGCCUCAGCUAGCACUGGCUACUCUGAACUGGUUGGACGAGGUGUUUGAGAACCAGACUUCGCGUUCCUAUUAA
Aspergillus pseudonomiae is the source of this 1350-nucleotide messenger RNA. Its product is annotated as alpha/beta hydrolase family protein. The record is from RefSeq and is a predicted model, not a curated record. The coding region runs from base 1 to 1350 and encodes 449 amino acids. The transcript is spliced from 2 exons. Lineage: Eukaryota; Fungi; Ascomycota; Eurotiomycetes; Eurotiales; Aspergillaceae. Gene Ontology annotation, molecular function: hydrolase activity.